AUGAUCUCUCCCAUGGUCAAAACAGGUUUACCAAAAUUUAUGUCAUUUCUAACUCAUCGAUAUGUCGAACGAGCUCUAUGGGCAUUUGCUGAAUUAGGUGUUGCCGAUCAAAUGGCUAGUCAUGAAUCACCACUAACUGCAGCUGAAUUGAGUAGACUAAAUGGAAAUAAUUGGAAUAGUGAAUUUCUGUAUCGUGUAUUACGAACACUUGCUGACGCUGAUGUUGUUAUACAGUUCCCCUCCGAUGAUGAAGAUUCAAAUACUAGCAAUAAUCCAGAAUAUGAAGAUCGUUUUCAAUUAACAGACAGUGGUCUGUUCCUAACAACUAAUCAUCCAUCAAACGCUCGUGAUAUAGUUCGUUUAGAUUUAGGUCCAGUUAUGGAAAAGUCAUCAACGUACCUUCCCAGUUUAAUUCAAAAUGGUUAUAUAAAUGGUAAUGGAUUUGAACAAGCAGUUGGUGAUAGUUUAUUUGAUUAUUUACAAAAAGAAGAAAAUAAGGAAUAUUCAGUUAUGUUUAAUAAUGCAAUGAGUUCAUUUUCAAACUAUGAGGGACCAUUGAUUGCUUCAGUUACAGAUUUUUCACGUUUUACAAUAUUAGUUGAUAUUGGUGGUGGGGUAGGUACAUUAUUAUCAUUUAUACUAGAGCAAUGCAAACAAUUAAAUGGUAUUGUGUUUGACUUAGAUCAUGUUAUUGAAAAUGCUAAAACAUCAAAACCAAACGAAUUUGAAGCAAAACAAAUUGAACACACUCGUUACCAAUUUAUAUCGGGUGAUAUGUUUAAAUCAGAAACAAUACCACAAGCUGAUGCAUAUAUGAUGAAAUUUAUUAUGCAUGAUUGGAAUGAUGAAAAAGCAAUUGAAAUAUUAAAAUCGAUUCGUCUUGCAAAUAAAAAUUGUGAAUGGAAAACUAUAACGAUAUUUAUAGCUGACAUGAUGAUAUUACCCAAUAAUAUUAAUAAUUGGGAGGCACGCGCGAUGGAUAUAGAAAUGCUAUCGGUAACAAGCGCCAAAGAAAGGACAAAAAGGGAAUAUAUACGGUUACUGGAACAAAGUGGAUAUGUGUUUAAACAAUUAUAUCAAACAAGCGGAGUUCAUUCAGUUAUUGAAGCAACAGCAAUAACUAAUACAUUUCCUGAUCAAGUUUAA
Molecule: messenger RNA, 1146 nt
Organism: Didymodactylos carnosus
Lineage: Eukaryota; Metazoa; Rotifera; Eurotatoria; Philodinida; Philodinidae
Source: the annotation of a GenBank genome assembly